AUGUCGCAAAGCACUGAAACAGCUGUCGAUGUGAAGGCAUCCGAAUCGAGUGAUUCAUCAGAAAGCAAGGCAAAGGCUUCUAAAAAGCAGAAAAGACCUGACAAGCCACUGUACGUUCCACCUGGCAGUAAAAGCUCCAAAUCUAGUGAUUCUGAAAGUACUGGCAGUCAGUCAAAGCCUGACAAAGAUAAAGACAAGUCUUGCAAGGAAAACAAUGAGCCUAGUUGGGAUUCUCUGUACGACGACAGUGGAGAUGUGAUCGACAACGAAUUUGUUAAAGAAUUAAACUCCGAGCUUGAAAUCCGAGCUGUCCGUGAUCAACUUACCGCGACGACGCUUGAUUAUUCCAAAUUCACGACGAAUGAGUGGAGCGAUGAAUCACAGCCUGAGACCGGCACCGUACUAGAAGUCUAUGAUUUCGUGAGUGACCUCAAAACUCGAGACCUAAUCAUGAGUAUAUCAUCUACCAAUUCCAAAAACUUUGAUAUCGAUUGGGUGGAUGACACCCACUGCUUGGUAAUAUUCAAUUCAAGCGCACAAGCAUCGGAGGCGCUCAGUAAAGUUUAUCCAAAUUUAAAGUUGCGACCAAUAAGUCAGGGCACCAAAGAAUCUCAGUCGAAAGCUCAAAAGAGAGCUGAAAGCAAGUUAUCAAAAAAGCCUAGACCUCGACCUGAAACGACUACUUUGCUGGCCAGAAGACUGGUUGCGGGUGCCCUGGGAAUUAAAGCAGAUAUGGAUCCAGAGCAGAGGAAAGCUGAGCGAGAAAAGCUUCGUUUGGCCAAAGAAAAAAAACAACAGGUGCAAAAGAAUGUAAAAAAUAUCUGGGAUGGAAACGUUUCUUAA
This is a messenger RNA of Rhagoletis zephyria (snowberry fruit fly), 843 nucleotides long. The record is from RefSeq and is a predicted model, not a curated record. Lineage: Eukaryota; Metazoa; Arthropoda; Insecta; Diptera; Tephritidae.